Molecule: messenger RNA, 2767 nt
Organism: Xenia sp. Carnegie-2017
Lineage: Eukaryota; Metazoa; Cnidaria; Anthozoa; Malacalcyonacea; Xeniidae
Product: ABC transporter G family member 24-like
Molecular function (GO): ABC-type transporter activity; ATP binding; ATP hydrolysis activity
Source: RefSeq, a predicted model, not a curated record
CCCACGAGCUUCAAUAACACUAAAAUCAUUGAUAAUCAGCUAAAUACAUCCGUUUCGUAUCGUGCUCAGUUUGAUCCUAAAAAAGAUUGUGUUCAUAGUUGGCGUACUCAAGCUUGUGCAGGUGGAUUUUACUUGAAUCUAAGUGAACCAAAUCCUCAACCCAAACCUUGUCCUUCAGGAUUCUUCUGUCCAGCUGAACUAUACUGUCUUAUACCGUGUCCAUCAGGAGCUUACUGUGUACCAAAGGAAAAGAAGCUUGAAAGGGGUAAUAUCCGAUGUGGUGGUUUUGGUGUGUGCUGUGGUAAUAAUGAACAUCCACUAAUAGUGAACUCUUCUGCAAGAAAAUGUAACGGCCUUGAAGAUAAGAAUUGUUUAUGUGGUGGUACUGACAUACCUAAACCUUGUCCUGGAGGCUACUAUUGUCUUGCACCGAAUGUUAAAGAACCAUGUGAGUCUGGGUACUAUUGUGGUCCAGGUAGUACUGCGUCUUAUCCUUGCCCGUGGCUUACAAGAUGUAAAAAGAAAAGCUCUGCACCGAUCAUCAACUUCAUUGCUCCAUUAAUAAUUCUUUUGAUCGUACUAACGUUGACAAUUCUAUUGGUGAUUUAUCAAAUAUGGCAAAAGAUUAAACCCUGCUACGAUUCGUGUCUGAAAAAGGAAGAAAGAAGUCGUAUGAGGAUAAUCCCUAGUGAUGAUGCAGAGAUUGAAAGUGAAGCCAUUAUGGGAGCACAAAGAUACAAAAUCAACAUAAGCUUUGAUGAAUUGGGCCUGACUUUAAAAUCUGGAAACAAAAAGGUUGUACUACAAGGAGUCACAGGUCAUAUACGCUCAGGAGAGGUAACUGCUGUAAUGGGACCAUCAGGAGCCGGUAAAACGACUCUCCUUAACACGUUGAGUGGUAAAGCUUAUUACGGGAAAAGAACUGGAAAAAUAUUAUUCAACGGUGAAGCUGUAACAGGAAUAAACGAAUUUAGAUCUAUAACAGGAUUUGUUCCUCAGGAAGAUACGAUGCACAGGAAUCUAAAAGUUAAAGAAGUUUUAUAUUACCAAGCAAUGUUACGUUUACCAACUGAAACUAAGAAAAAAACCAUCGACUCCAAAGUAGACGAGAUAUUGACCAAUCUUGAAAUUUCUAACGUUGCUGACUCGAUUAUUGGGGACAAGGAAACAAGAGGAAUUUCUGGAGGACAACGAAAAGUAAACAUUGGAAUGGAAUUGAUUGCUGAUCCAACUUUGCUUUUUUUGGAUGAACCUACGAGUGGUUUAGACAGUACAUCAAGUUUGUCUGUGUUGAGAUCACUACGAAAAGUAGCUGAGCAAGGAAAAUUGACGGUGUUUUGCGUCAUACAUCAACCUCGUUUUGAAAUAUUUCAAAUGUUUCACAACAUUUUGCUUCUUGGUCCUGGCGGUAAAACAGUUUAUCAAGGCAACGUACCUGACGCAAAGAUAUACUUUUCAAACCUCGGAUUUGAAACACCUGCAAAUGUUAAUCCCGCUGAAUUUUAUAUGGAUGUGAUUGAUGGCCGAGAGAAGUCAUCUGAAAAUGAAAAUAUUGAUCUAUUUAGGGCUUGGAAUUACCACUUACAAAGUACUAUAAUCUCCAGUCAUGACGAAGAACAACCCAAAACUAAAGUAAAAAAACGUGUACUUCCUAACCCGUUCGUUCAGUUCCUCAUAUUCACUCAAAGAGAAUUUAUUCUUCAAUAUCGAUCAAGGAAAACUUUGUUAAUUGAUACAUUUCUUGUUUUCUUUGCUGGGGCUGUUCUUGGAGCUCUUUAUCUUGAGGUAACUUUAGAAAAGUUUACUGGUUUGACAAGAAUGAGUGGAAUGGCUAUUGGUUUGACGACAAUGUUAGCAUCUCUGAGAUGUUUUGGAAAUCACCGAACUACAUUUUGGAGAGAAAGUGCUGCUGGUGUAAAUCGGUUUAGCUAUUUUGCUGUAAACUUUGCUCAAAUUCUCUUAUUGAUUAUGCCAUUGGUCUACCUGAGCUUUCUGUAUACUUUAACUUCGCCUAGAUCUUAUUUCGUUUCGCAUUACAUAGCUGUAUUUUGUGCUCAGUUUUGCUGCUCCGGAAUUGGUUAUGCAAUAUCCACAAUAUUUAAUCCUAAGAGUUCUCAAAUGGCAUCUGUUGUUGUUGUAUUAGUUAUGGCUAUGUUGUCUGGUUCUUCUCCUACUCUGUGCAAGCUCGACAAAUUAACAUUUUUUGGACCACUUGCUUACAACCUUUCAUUUAUCCGUUGGUUUGUCGAAGCCCUGUUUGAAAAGGAGGCAUUACGUUAUCCUGACGUUGAUCGUCCAAUACGUGACCGCAUCGCUUUUCAAGAUCAUUACAGUUUAGAUGGAAACUAUUCUUUCUGUUUGGGAAUGAUUGUUAUCAUGGCUUUCGUUUAUCGUUUAUUUGCUUUAUUGUUUUUGUUGUUUACAAAUCGUGGAAAACAGCAAUAAAACAAAGCAAGAGGAUAGUUUUGCAAGGGUUUAACUCGUAUAUAUCAUAGCGUAGAUCAUACCGUAGUCUUGUCUAAGUUAAGUCUUGUAUAGUAAAACAGACAUUACUUUUGUGUUUUACUGCUUUUAGUAUUCUUACUUAAAAUUAUCAUAAAUGGAGGCCAAUAUAGUGUCUUGAUAAAAACAGUUAUUCUGUUUUGUUUUAUAAUAAUGCUUGUGUUAAUUUAUAAAAUUUUGUUGGGAAUUAUGCUUUCAAUAAAUUUUGUCUAAUGAACAAAUUACAAAAGUUAAAUCAUGGUUAAUAAAGCAAAUGUCUGGAUUA